This is a messenger RNA of Onychomys torridus (southern grasshopper mouse), 2561 nucleotides long. RefSeq names its product interleukin 23 receptor (gene Il23r). Lineage: Eukaryota; Metazoa; Chordata; Mammalia; Rodentia; Cricetidae. Gene Ontology annotation, biological process: cytokine-mediated signaling pathway. The coding region runs from base 1 to 1902 and encodes 633 amino acids. The record is from RefSeq and is a predicted model, not a curated record. Gene Ontology annotation, cellular component: signaling receptor complex; external side of plasma membrane. Gene Ontology annotation, molecular function: cytokine binding; cytokine receptor activity. The transcript has 10 exons.
AUGAAAGGUUUCUUCCUUGCUUGGAACAUGAAUCACCUCACACUUCAGUUGCAUGUAGGAAUAGCCCUCUAUGUGCUCUUCAGAUGGUGUCAUGGAGGAAUUACAACUAUAAACUGCUCUGGUAACAUGUGGGUAGAGCCUAGUGAAAUGUUUCAGAUGGGGAUGAAUGUUUCUAUAUAUUGCCAAGAAGCCCUUAAGAACUGCCGACCAAGGAAGCUUUAUUUUUAUAAAAAUGGCCUCAAAGAAAGAUUUCAUAUCACAAGGAUUAAUAGAACAACAGCUCGACUUUGGUACAAAGGCUUUUGGGAACCUCAUGCCUCUAUGCAUUGCACUGCUGAAUGUCCUGGGCAUUUUCAAGAGACGUUCAUUUGUGGGAAAGACAUUUCCUCUGGAUAUCCACCAGAUGCCCCCAGCCAAGUGACAUGUGUCAUCUAUGAAUACUCAGGCAACAUGACGUGCACCUGGAACACUGGGAAGCCCACCUACAUAGACACCAAGUAUGUGGUGCACGUGAAGAGUUUAGAGACAGAAGAACAGCAACAGUAUCUUGCCUCAAGCCAUGUCAACAUCUCCACUGACUCAUUGCAAGGUGGAAGGAAGUAUUUGGUAUGGGUCCAAGCUGUCAACGCCCUGGGCAUGGAGGACUCACCACCACUACAAGUCCAUCUGGAUGACAUAGUAAUACCUUCUGCACCCAUCAUUUCCAGAGCUGAGACUGUAAAUGCUACUGUGCCCAUGACCAUAAUUUACUGGAAUAGAAAAACCACGAUUGAGAACAUAUUCUGUGAAAUGAGAUACAGAGCAGCAACAAAUCAGACGUGGAGUGUUAAGGAAUUUGAUACCAACUUCACAUAUGUACAGCAGUCAGAAUUCUACCUGGAACCUAACAGCAAGUAUGUAUUUCAAGUGAGAUGUCAAGGACCAGGUAAAGGACAUUGGCAGUCUUGGAGUUCACCUUUUGUUCACAAAACUCCCCACACAGUGCCCCAGGUCACAUCAAAAUCAUACCAUGAAUCUCAGAAGACUGAGAUGCUCACUGCUACAAUCUUUAAAGGACAUCUUACUUCUGAUAAUAGUCAAGACAUUGGAUUUUUGUUGGGAAUGGUUUUCUUGUCCACCAUGUUGCCGAUUUUUACUCUGAUUGGGAUAUUUAACACAUCACUUCGAACAGGAAUUAAAAGAAAAGUCUUACUGAUAAUCCCAAAGUGGCUACAUGAAAAGAUUCCUAAAAUGGAAAAUAGCAAUGUUGCAAAAUUGCUACAGGAAAAAGGUGUAUUUGAGGAUAAUAAUGACAGUGAGCAGGCUCCGUAUGUGGAUCCUGUGCUUACAGAGAUAAGUGAAAUCUCUCCCCUGGAAUACAAUCCCACAGGUUACAAGGAAGAAAGGCUCACAGGACUCCUGGAGACAAGAGACUGUCCGCUAACAAUGCUGUCUACCAGUUCUUCUGUUGUGUACAUUCCUGAUCUCAACACUGGAUACAAACCCCAGAUUUCAACCAUUCCCUCUGGGAGAGACCAUUUCAGUACCAGGGAUGAGAGGGAGUCUGCAACCCUUGAGGCCACAAGUGACCACUUUACCAGACUGAAAACAUAUCCCAGUUUUGCAUUUUCUGCCUCAAGUAUGACUUUACUAAGCAAAACACUAAUUCUUGAUGAAUUGAACCUCGUUUUAAAUCAAGGUGAAUUCAAUCCUCUUGAUAUACAAAACUCAAGACAGGAGGAAACAACCAUGAUUUUGGAAAGUGACACACCCAGGGAAACGAUUCCAGAGCAGACUGUGCUGUCUGAUGAAUUUGUCUCCUGUUUGGCAAUCAGGAGUGAGGAUUUGGCAUCUAUUAGUUCUUACUUUCCACAGAACAUUUUGGAAAGCCAAUUCGGUAGGAUUUCACUCUUGCAAAAGUAGACUCUCCCAUCAAAGUCAGUGAGAGAGGCUGCCUUUCCACUGAAGGCCAAAUCUUCCCUCCAAAAAGUGUAAUUACACUUACAAGACAGCAGGAAUGAACAUCCAGGUAGGAGGUUCCUCCACCAAUACACUAAGCCAAAUCAACCCAGUUAAAAGUAAAGGACCAGGUUUAAUCUAAGCAAAGCAUUUCCGGGUGAUCUUGGGGGAAGGAAGGAGGGGGAAUCAUGUGGCAGGUGUAUGGACCCGAGCCAACAUACCCUGUAGGUGUGGUCUUGAUCAGCUCCAGGGAAGGAGCCGCCACUUGGCACGCUUUCUGAAAGGGACAGGCUUGAGGCGGGGUUGCCAAUGGAACAGGGAUCACACUGUGGCAAACACCAGUAUUUACAUUCUAGCAGAAUCCAUUUGAGGCAGGAGCACAGGAUUGGCAAGACAGAUGGUGUUACUGUUGUUUUCAACUAUAUGUUGAGUGUGUUCAUAAACAGAUGCGUCUCCUACUCUGGAAUGGUGAACCUUCACUCCAUCUGCCCUUGUCCUGUGGCCUGUGUCUGCUGCAGACAUUGCAGGUUGGUCCCCACAUGCCUCUGUUUACUUUUGUCUCAUUCUCUGACACCAUUGUGAUCCAAAGUAGAACAACCAGUUACAAUGUAAAAAGCUUUAAA